AACCAGCCGAUUUUCACUACGAUAUGCUCAUGCUACCUACUUCCGAUUCCAAUUCCGUAUAUAAAUCUGCCUAGGUAUAGGUUAGGUAUCUAUAAAUCGUAAGGGGCAAAUCUUGUUGGUUUAUUUAGAUCUUAUAGACGAUAAUGGCUUCUCAAUUCCCUACUAAGAAAUGCGGUGUGCUGGGAUGCACCGGCUCCGUGGGCCAGAGGUUCAUCCUGCUCUUAUCCCAACACCCACACUUCGUCCUCCACGCCGUGGGAGCAUCGUCUAGAUCCGCCGGCAAGAAGUACAAGGACGCCGUGAGAUGGAAGCAAGCCUCGCCCAUAGGCGCCGUAGGCGAGCUGGUCGUCCGCGAGUGCAAGGCCAGCGAGUUCGCCGACUGCGACGUCGUCUUCAGCGGUCUGGACUCGGACGUCGCUGGUGAAAUCGAGAUGGAAUUCCUCAAGGCGAACCUAGCCGUCUUCUCUAACGCGAAGAACUACCGUCGGGACCCCCUCGUGCCCCUCGUGGUCCCCACCGUCAACCUGCCACACCUCGACCUGAUCCCGCACCAACGGAAGCACCACGGCCUGGAGAAGGGGUUCCUGGUGUGCAACUCGAACUGCGCGGUGAUCGGGCUGGUGAUCCCGUUCGCGGCGCUGCAAGCGCGCUUCGGACCCGUGGACACAGUCAGCGUGGUGACGAUGCAGGCGGUCUCGGGCGCGGGGUACCCGGGGGUCAGCAGCAUGGACAUCAUGGACAACGUGGUGCCGUUCAUCGCGGGGGAGGAGGACAAGCUGGAGACGGAGGCGCGGAAGAUCCUGGGGUCCAUCAACGGCGACGCCACCGCCUUCGUCGAGCAGGAGCAGCUGCGCGUCUCCGCCGCCUGCAACCGCGUCCCCGUCCUCGACGGCCACACCGCCUGCGUCUCCCUGCGCUUCAAGAACCGGCCCGCCCCUAGCGCCGACGACGUCCGCGCCGCCCUCAGGGACUACGUCAGCGACGCCGAGAAGCUCGGCUGCCCGAGCGCCCCGCGCCCCAGCAUCCAGGUCUUCGACGAGCCGGACCGCCCGCAGCCGAGGCUCGACCGCGACUUGAGCCGUGGGUACACGGUUAGCGUGGGCCGGGUGCGCGAAGAUGAGAGCGGGAUCUUCGAUAUCAAGUUUGUUGCGCUGAGCCAUAACACUGUCAUCGGAGCAGCCGGUUCCUCGAUAUUGAACGCGGAGGCGGCGGUGCUGAAGGGAUUCAUCUAGAAGGCGAGGAGGGAGAGGGCGAAGCGAGCAUCUUGACUACCUAACUAGCAUCUACGGGCGUUUUCAGGAAGGGGGGGGCAGAGGGUAGGUAGGUAAACUGGUUGGUUUAUUUUGCAUUGGGAAGAUAACAAAAAAGAAAGAAAAAAGGGGGAGGGACAAGUACUCAUUUAGGUACCUAAUCUGGGUAUUUGUUAGAAGAUAUGAGGUACUCAGAAAAGAGAAGACAAGACAAGACAGGUAUGGAAAUGUAAAAAUUUGGUAAUUCAGUAUUCACUUGUCCUGAAGUUUGAAUUCUGGUUAAAUGCCUGCCGAUCGAUAAAAGAAAAAUUAAUAAACUUGAACCUGGAACUGAGGCUGCUGUUGGUGGUCUCUAGCUUGAAAGCGUAUAACAAAAGCCUAUUAACGACUUGCAUGAGUCGCUUUACCUUGUAUCUUCUCAAUUUACAAAUAAACUUAAUAUAGAACUGCGUAACUAACAGUGACUAUACCAAAGUCUAAGUUAUACCUUCAUUAAAG
Daldinia caldariorum is the source of this 1748-nucleotide messenger RNA. RefSeq names its product aspartate-semialdehyde dehydrogenase. Gene Ontology annotation, biological process: L-threonine biosynthetic process. Bases 144 to 1232 code for a protein of 362 amino acids. Lineage: Eukaryota; Fungi; Ascomycota; Sordariomycetes; Xylariales; Hypoxylaceae. The record is from RefSeq and is a predicted model, not a curated record. The transcript is spliced from 5 exons. Gene Ontology annotation, molecular function: NADP binding; NAD binding; protein dimerization activity.